AUGCAGUCUAAUCCCAAAACCCAAUUAGAAUUCUAUACCACACAAGAUCAAAUUUUCCCUCCUUUUUCAAAACCAAACCGCGCCCAUGUUUACAUUUUCGUUCAAAAUUUUCAUCUUAAAAAAACAAGACGGAUGAAACAACACCUUUCCUCUUCAUCUCUCAACAACAACAACAACAACCAUACAUCCUAUGAGAGUAGUAAUAACAUUAAUAAUAAUCAAAAUAAUAAUAAUGGAUUUUCAAGUUCAAUAUUAGGAAACGGAUGGAAUGAAAAAUCAUCUCUCGGAAUGCAACAACAAUUAUUGAAUCGAUCAUCACCUUUGAGUGUUCCGACCUCUUCAACAACCAUUUCACCUCACUCCUUUCAAGGAUGGAUGGGAGAAGCCCAUUACUUGAAGCAGAACAUUGGACUCCCUCCCCAUCACCAUACAGACACAACGAUACCAUAUCAUUCAACGUUUUCUGAUUUUAAUGAAAACGACCAUAUAAUUGGCCAAUUUCCUGAUAACUAUGUAUAUAAAGAACAACUAGGAUUCUCAAUAGAACAAGAAAAACAAAAACUUCGAGAUAUUGGGCAAUUUAGAGAGCGAAUUAAACAAAAAGAAAUUGCUCAACAUCCCUCUACAACACCCUUGUCACUUCCUUCCUCGUCUUCGAGCAAAUCUCCUCAAUUUUCGGCCUCCUUUCAAAACAACGAGUUAGAGCGAAAAUUUAUUAGAAAAGAUAUAAAUGAAGAUUCGGACAUUCGCAAUUUGGGUUAUACUUAUUCGUCGCCAUAUUUAAACGAGGAUGGCAUGCCUACUAGUGAAGUGAUUAAUCCCAAAGGUGUCACAACGUCAGGAGGAAGAGAAAACUCUGUUGAAUUUUUAUCCAUGAGAAUUGCUGCUCUUGAAGAAAUUAUUGAAAUACAAAAUAAUGAGAUUAACGAAUUUAAUAACAGCUCAAAAGCAAAAGAGUCGAAAGAGGACAUAUUAAGGAAAGGAAAGCAUUCACUUCAAAUUUCACUCAUUAACAAAUGGCGUCAAAAAGUUUAUGCCCUUUUAAUACAGAUGAAAAUGAGAGAGAUGGAAUUGGAAAAUGCUAAAAAAGAGUUUCAGCAACAAGAGACGGAAUAUGAAAAAGAUAUAAAGCAGUUAAAAUACGAGUUAACCCUUUCAAAACAUAGAGAAAAGGAUUUGAAAGCAUCUGUUCAUUAUAUGGAGGAACAAAUGAAGAAAGUGGACGUCACAAAAUACAUGAAAGAAAUUGAUCGACUGAAUCGAGAGCGAGAAUUUAUGAAACGAAAAUAUGAACAAGAUAUCAAAACUCUUAAAGACGAUCGCAACAUGAUUGAAGAACAACAAAAAACAAAACAAGACGAAACUCAACGAAAAUUUGACGAGCUCAAUAAGGAACUUGAGGUUGUAAGAAAAGAUUUUGAAAUGAAAUGUUCUGAAGUAGAAAAACUAAACCUUUCUUUAGUAAGAGCUGAACAAACAAUUGCAAAUGAACUCUCAGUUGUCAAGACCUUAAAAGCCAAACUAACCGAGUACCAACAACAAUCAGAUCGAGAAAAGAACAACAUGGUUUUCAACGCAAUUAGACUAAAAGAUGAGGAACUUACACGACUUGAAAUUGAACUCAACGAAUCAAAGAGUGAAAACGCAAAAAUUACGUACAAACUUCGACACUAUGAACGACUGUUACAAGCAGAACAAGAAAGUCGACAAAAAGAAGAUAAGGAGAAGUUUGACUAUUACGAGAUGAAACUUGCAGCGAAGGAAGAAGAAAUUAAGCAAUUGAAAAAGGAACGAUCCUCUUUGUUAUUAACGAUUCGACAUCAAGAGGAAAUGCUUGAAAAUCGUAGAAAGAAAGAGAGAGCUCAGCCCAUUCAACCUCCAUCAGGAAUUGAUGUUAAAUCUAGCUCAAUAAUUCCCCGUGAAUAUCUGUCCAUCUCCAAUAAUUUAACCUCUCCCAAAGCUUCGCCGAAACCUCCUAUCAAAGAACCUUCAAUGGUGACCACCCCAAGCUCGUCAUCCCAACUCUCAGAAAAAUUGAAAGACCUAUCCUCUUUGACAAGAAAGUUUUUAGAAAAAUCCUCUCAACAGCAUGACGAUGAAUACCUGUAG
Molecule: messenger RNA, 2109 nt
Organism: Naegleria fowleri
Lineage: Eukaryota; Heterolobosea; Eutetramitea; Acrasida; Naegleriidae
Exons: 2
Coding region: 1-2109 (702 amino acids)
Biological process (GO): protein export from nucleus; cell differentiation
Cellular component (GO): centriole
Source: RefSeq, a predicted model, not a curated record